Antrostomus carolinensis (chuck-will's-widow) is the source of this 641-nucleotide messenger RNA. It is a transcript of the gene DPF2, whose product is annotated as double PHD fingers 2. Gene Ontology annotation, cellular component: nucleus. The record is from RefSeq and is a predicted model, not a curated record. NCBI's taxonomy places the organism in Eukaryota, Metazoa, Chordata, Aves, Caprimulgiformes, Caprimulgidae. The transcript has 6 exons. The annotation marks the transcript as partial.
GGAGCAAUACUACAGGGAUGCCAUGGAGCAGUGUCACAACUACAACGCUCGCUUGUGCGCCGAGAGGAGCGUCCGCCUCCCUUUCCUCGACUCGCAAACCGGAGUCGCUCAAAGCAACUGCUACAUCUGGAUGGAGAAACGUCACCGAGGGCCAGGUUUAGCUGCUGGGCAACUUUAUUCCUACCCCGCACGCCGCUGGAGGAAGAAACGCCGUGCUCAUCCUCCUGAAGACCCGAGACUUUCCUUCCCUUCUAUCAAACCAGACACUGAUCAGACCCUGAAGAAGGAAGGGCUGAUCUCUCAGGAUGGCAGCAGCCUGGAAGCUCUUUUGAGAACUGACCCGUUGGAGAAACGUCCCCUCCCGGAUCCCCGUAUCGACGACGACAGCCUGGGCGAGUUCCCCGUCACCAACAGCCGCGCGCGGAAGCGGAUUCUGGAGCCGGAUGAUUUCCUGGAUGAUUUAGAUGAUGAAGACUACGAAGAAGAUACGCCAAAGCGGAGAGGGAAGGGGAAAGCCAAGGGUAAAGGUGUCGGGGGAGCUCGUAAGAAGUUGGACGCAGCCAUCUUAGAAGACCGAGAUAAACCCUACGCUUGUGACAAUAGUUACAAACAAAAGCAUACCUUGAAACCUCCCGAUCGAG